Molecule: messenger RNA, 6052 nt
Organism: Oncorhynchus keta (chum salmon)
Lineage: Eukaryota; Metazoa; Chordata; Actinopteri; Salmoniformes; Salmonidae
Product: phosphatidylinositol 3-kinase regulatory subunit alpha
Exons: 15
Coding region: 585-2870 (761 amino acids)
Biological process (GO): phosphatidylinositol phosphate biosynthetic process; insulin receptor signaling pathway
Cellular component (GO): phosphatidylinositol 3-kinase complex
Molecular function (GO): protein binding; 1-phosphatidylinositol-3-kinase regulator activity
Source: RefSeq, a predicted model, not a curated record
CCAAUGUAUUCGCUCGAGCGGAGUCGUCCUGUCUGUUGACAGAGUACGAGCGUAGCAAAUAAGAUUAAACCCCACUUUUUAAUUCCUGGACUAAUUUGUUCGAAAACGUUAUAGCUACUCUCAGAGGCUUUUGGCGUUGUCUUUGUGUGGCUAACGUUCUAUGUUUGAUAUCGGAGUGGAAAAGUGUGUCCACACGGAAAGGGAGGAGGAUUCAUUCUAUUCAACCUGGGCCCCCUUCAUGCAAGUUGGUUGUACCUUUUCAAGGCCACUGCUGCAGGGCCAAAUACUCAUGGAAACACUGCCGGAGGCACCACAGGGGUGCAGUGGAUAACCAAGCUUGAGAAUGACCUGAAGACAAGUUAAAACACAAUAAUCACCCAAAGAACUAUUGAGGGCUAGAAUGUUCAUUAAGUGUUGUGUUUAGUUUUUUUUGUUUGCUCCAUUAAUAUAUUAUUGGAAAACCUGAGGAGUAACUAAUUGGAACUCUAACCUGCCCGAACAAGUUAUUCACAGCAGUGUUCAUUUAAAAUAAUAUACAUAUAUAUACCAACAACAACCAAAAACACCUGUGAAAAGUCUCAACGAUGGCCGCAGAAGGAUAUCAGUACAGGGCACUUUAUGAUUACAAGAAGGAGCGAGAGGAGGACAUUGACCUCCAUGUGGGGGACAUCUUAACAGUGACCAAAGGGACCCUGGUGGCCCUAGGGUACAGUGACGGCCUGGAGGAAAGGCCAGAGGACAUUGGCUGGCUGCCUGGCUUUAACGAAACCACUCAGGAAAAGGGAGACUUUCCAGGGACAUAUGUGGAGUUCAUUGGGAAGAAGAGGAUCUCUCCUCCCACUCCCAAGCCGAGACCCCCCAGACCCUUACCCGUGGCCCCGGGCUCCUCCAAGGCUGACUCUGGUGAUGAACUAGGCCUCUCGACUGAGUCAUGUAGCCAGCCAGCCAGCCUUGAAAAGAGGACCUUCACUCUGGGCCUGAAAACCACUGAGAAGAAGGAAGCGUCACUUUCAGGCUCCGCCCUCCUGGACCUGACAGAGCAGUUUGCGCUCCCAGAGACAGCUCCUCCCAUGCUGGCCAAGCUGCUGGAGGCCAUCGAGAAGAAAGGUCUGGACAACCCAACGCUGUACAGGACCUUCACAGCCGAUGGUGGACUGGAUGUUAGACAGUGCUUUGACACUGAUCCUCCGUCAGCAGACCUGGACCAGAUGGACCUGCAGAUGCUGUGUGACGGUCUACAUCGGUACCUGCAGGAUCUUCCCCAGCCUGUCAUACCACCGGCCAUCUACACUCAGCUGGUCCACACCGCCCAAGAGGUGCAGAGCCCCAAGGAGUGUGCCCAGCUGCUGCGUCGCAUCGCCAGCACACCCAGCCUGCCAGCCCAGUACUGGCUCACCUUCCACUGCCUGCUGCGCCACUGGUCCCGGGUGUGCCACAACGCGCCCAAGAACCUGCUCAGCUCCCGCGCCCUGGGGGAGAUCUUUAGCCCCGUGCUCUUCAGACAGCAGGCUGCCAGCUGCGAGCCCAGCCCGGAUGCUCACAUCAAGAUCAUUGAGACCCUUGUGACUAGCGAAUGGACAGAAGCACAGGCGGCUCCAGCCCUACCUCCCAAGCCACCAAAACCCACUCCCCCUGCUGUCACUAACAACGGUAUGAACAACAACAUGGCGCUGCAGGACGCCGAGUGGUACUGGGGAGACAUCUCCCGCGAGGAGGUCAAUGAGAAGCUGAGGGACACGGCCGACGGUACGUUCUUGGUCCGUGACGCCUCCACCAAGAUGCACGGUGACUACACGCUCACGUUGAGAAAAGGGGGUAACAAUAAGCUGAUAAAGAUAUUCCACCGGGAUGGGAAAUAUGGCUUCUCUGACCCCCUGACCUUCAACUCAGUGGUGGAGCUCAUCAACCACUACCGUAACGAGUCCCUGGCCCAGUACAAUCCCAAGCUAGACGUGAAGCUGCAGUUUCCCGUCUCCAAACACCAGCAGGAUCAGGUGGUGAAGGAGGACAAUAUUGAUGCUGUGGGGAAGAAGCUCCAUGAGUACCAUCAGCAGUACCAGGAGAAGAAUCGAGAGUAUGACCGACUCUACGAGGAGUACACCAGGACGUCCCAGGAAAUCCAAAUGAAAAGGACAGCGAUCGAAGCCUUCAAUGAAACCAUCAAGAUAUUCGAGGAGCAGUGCCAAACGCAAGAGCGGUACAGCAAGGAGUACAUUGAGAAGUUCAGGAGGGAAGGCAAUGACAAGGAGAUCCAGAGGAUCGUGGGCAACUAUGAGAAGCUAAAGUCUCGUAUCAGUGAGAUCGUGGACAGCAAGCGGCGUCUGGAGGAGGACUUAAAGAAGCAGGCUGCUGACUACCGAGAGAUCGACAAACGGAUGAACAGCAUCAAACCCGACCUCAUCCAGCUCCGCAAAACCAGGGAUCAGUACCUCACGUGGUUGACCCAGAAGGGAGUCAGGCAGAAGAAGCUCAACGAGUGGCUAGACAUCAGAAACGAGAACACAGAAGAUCAAUACUCUAUGGUGGAUGACGAUGAGGACCUUCCUCACCACGACGAGCGCUCCUGGAAGCUGGGCAACAUCAACCGGCUGCAGGCUGAGGCCCUCCUACGGGGGAAGAGGGACGGAACAUUCCUGGUUCGAGACAGCAGCAAGGCAGGGUGCUACGCCUGCAGUGUUGUGGUGGAAGGUGAAGUGAAGCACUGUGUCAUCAACAAGACGCCCUCAGGGUUUGGCUUCGCUGAGCCUUACAACCUGUACAGCUCACUCAAAGAACUGGUCCUCCACUACCAGCACACGUCACUGGUCCAGCACAAUGACUCUCUGAAUGUGACACUAGCGCACCCCGUCUAUGCACAGCAGAGGCGGUGAGGACCCUACCGUCAGUCGGACAGAUACGUCUACUCAGACUUUGUCCUUAAGGAUUUUAAAAGCUAGGAUGUGUCUUGCCUACUAACAUACAUACUUUUUAUCCACAAGAGAGGAAAGGACUAAAGACAACCGCAAAACGAAGCCUGAAAACAUUUCAGCGACUGUGAGCAGUGGCGAGAGCCUGAAUGUAGUCUUGUUACUCUCGUGCUUAUUGUGGGAGCACAGAGUCAAGGCGAAACUGCUGAACUCUCUCCCUUAGUGGAGGACAUUGGAGGCCUUUUCCUAAUGGUGCUUGUUCUUUUCAAAGCUUUACCAGCUGGAAUGUCAAAAUGCAGAUAAAACUCGAGUGCAUCAUUUUUGUUUUUCUACUGUUCCUCCUCUUUUCCCCAUUUGUUUUUACUGUGUGUAUGUGUCUGAGAGUGUUUGAGAGUUAGUGUGUGCAUCCUUGUGACCAAAACUCACAGUAUCUGAAAGGUGUUGGGGAUGUCUAACACACCUGUGUGUUUAAGUGUUCAGUGACAGACCGUGGAUCAACUGAUAAAUGUAGCAAAAUGGCACUUUUGACAAAGUAUAAUUGUUUUAUUGAAAAAGACUCCUACGGACUUGUUUAAUCAAAGGAGCAAAGGAGAUGACAAGGUGGCAAGAAUUCCGGACUUUUCCCUUGCUAACCAGUGCAGAGACUCAACUGUUCUCUACUGUGGAUGAGUGAAAAUAUGAACGGACUUAAAAUGGAAAUAAGUAUGUAUAUAUACAGAGGAGAAUGUCAGUACAAAGCGAUGAAAACCUACCAUACCAAAAAAGCUCAGUUCCUUUUCGGUUAUAUCCUAAUAUGCUAUGCAAUUCUGUCUCCCUUAUUUCUGCAAAGUUGUUUUUAUUCUGUUGCAAACCCAUAAUAUAAGCUUGUUUUUAUUGCUUGAAAAAGUGUAUUUUUCCCAUGUAAAUAUCCAAGAGGAUAUUUUGUGUCAAAAUGCCAAGAUAAAAACUGCUUCAUAUUUUUUAAGAAAGUAAAUAAUAGUAACAUACUUUAUUACAAAUUUUUAUCAGUAACUGAUAAAAUGUGUGUUUUAUUAGUACUUUUUUUUGCUUCAAACUGAUAUUCUUCUCAGGCUGAGAGCCUUUUGAGUAUUUGACAGCUGCUUCAGUCACAAAUAUUUCUAACAGAGCCACAUGUUCUAGAUCUUAGUCGAAAAACAAACAAUGGUAGCAUCCCAUAGCAUCCAAAGGGGCAGCCUAUUCCUUAUAGGACACAGGGACUAGGGUGCCAUUUGAGAGGUAGCCUAUGACUCUUAAGUAUGUGCGCUCUUAGCAUGGAAUAAUGGGAAUAUUUGUUGAUUACUGCAGUCAUAAUGGUGCAUGUUGUACUCAACUUUUCAACCAUCUCCAUGGAAACAACAGUAUAGAUUUAUUUUGUUAUAUAACCUUUCCCCUUCACAAUGAGAUCAAAGCAAAUCUGUGUUUUUAAAUGACGAAAAUUGUUAUUAAAAGUAUAAAUUGGGAGACAUUUGAUCUUCCCGUAUGCUUUGUCCCUAUAGUAUUUUUUCUGUAUCAGAAAAUCUUUUGAGUGUUUAAAGGGGUGGAUCAACUCAUUUAGAAUAAUGAUUGCUUAUUAUCGUACAACUUUGUCUGCCAAUACAUAGUGAUUCUGUUACUUGGAGGAAGUACCAACAUUUUGCUGCAACCCUCUAGUAAACAGUGUCACUGCUGCAGUUUUAGUUCUCUCACCCCUUUAUUCAAAAAUGUAUAUUUCCAUGACUGUAAAUUAGGAUUUUAAUCUCUACUAUACUGUAAACAUGUAUCAAUGGAAAUUCACAGUGAUAGAUAUUGUAUGACCUAACAUGACAAAAAUAAUCUUGAUACAUUUCUUUUCAACUCCGUUAUGUCCCCAGAAUGAUAAACAUAGUAACAUUUAUGUGGAUAAAUAGAUUUGAUUUUUUUUAAAUAAUAUUAUAUUCAACUUUAGACUAUCAGCUAAAGAAUUACCAUCCAAGCCCAGUCAAUAAAAUUUAAAUGGAGAACACAGCCAUGCAAUCUCCAUAGACAAAGAUGGGCAGUAGAAUGGCCUUACUGAAGAGCUCAGUGACUUUCAUUGUGGCACCGUCAGCAUGCCACCUUUCCAACAAGUCAGUUAGUCAAAUUUCUUCCCUGCUAGAGCUGCCCCAAUCAACUGUAAGUGGUGUUAUUGUGAGGUGGAAACGUCUAUGAGCAAAAAUGCCUCAGCCGCGAAGUGGUAGGCCACACAAGCUCACAGAACGGGACCGCCGAGUUUUGAAGCGCGUACCACGUAUAAAUCGUCUGCCCUAAGUUGCGACACUCACUACCGAGUGCCAAACUGCCUCUGGAAGCAACGUCAUCACAAUAACUGUUUUUCGGGAGCUUCAUGAAAUGGGUUUCCUUGGCCGAGCUGCCACACACAAGCCUAAGAUCACCAUGCGCAAUGCCAAGCGUCGGCUGGAGUGGUGUAAAGCUCACCGCCAUUGGAUAUUGGAGCAAUGGAAAUGCGUUUUUCUGAGUGAUGAAUCACACUUCACCAUCUGGCAGUCCGACUGGCUAAUCUGGUAUUGGUAUUGAAUUACCUUACCUUUUAAGAAACAUCAAACCAAAUAUUGAGCUGAUUUGAAUUGAUUUCAGGUUAUUUGGCCUUUAAAAAAAAUGUUUUAACAUGCUCACAUCACUUUCAUUGAUUGUUAGCUUUUUAAUGGGUGUUUAUAGAACUGAACCAUGGAUUACAGUUUCUCAUGGCCUACUACUCUUUAUAAGAUUAAUUGUCGUUAACUGUUUUUCUUUUGCUUUACUCACAUUGGUUCACUCAAGGCCAAUAACUACAGAACCAGUUAAAACAAAGCAAGUUUGGAUUCAAGCUACUAUGUCACCUCUGGGAUAAAUACCCAUUGUACUAUACAAUACCUUUUCAAGUUUGUUGUAUAAUUGUAGUUUGAUCUCAGGUGGCCCUGGUCUUGUUUGUCACUUUUGUCCAAAGUGACAUCUCUACGCUCUGUGUUCUUUGAAAAAAACCUGCACCGUUUUGAGGUUUAUUUUCUUUUAUCCCUCAAUGACUAUAUGACUUCAGUUGACAUGGUGACUGUGACAGAAAUGUUGAGAUUGAGAUUUAACAGUGUUCCCCAGUUUUGCUUCAAACCUGUAUUAGGCUUUGUUAAAAUGAAAUAAAAGUGUUUAAGAAACUA